This is a messenger RNA of Penicillium salamii, 1686 nucleotides long. The record is from the annotation of a GenBank genome assembly. NCBI's taxonomy places the organism in Eukaryota, Fungi, Ascomycota, Eurotiomycetes, Eurotiales, Aspergillaceae.
AUGCUUUGGGAAAAAACCUUGAUCGGGUCCUUGUUAGGUCUCGCAGCCACUUCUGCAGCACGUAUCGUGGCAACAGAUGAAGUCCCGCUCAUCGGUCCAGCCUUCCUAACCAACUUUGAUCCUUCCAAUUCCACUUCAAUUGCCCACGCCAAGUCGAAGUUUCCGGGUCUCGUCGACGGCCUCUUCUCGUCCGGCGAGCUCAACAAGACAGAUCUGACAUUCAACAUUGACAUAUUCUCGGCUGCAACAAAUCGCUCUAUCUAUAACUACUCACACGUUGGGGAGGAUGCGAAAAAGGCUCUCACGACUGGGUCGUUUGAUGACCAGACAAUCUCGCGGGUUGGAAGCGUUUCAAAGCUUUACACUGCUUAUGCAAUCAUUGCCAAAGCAGGCAUAGAAGUGUUCAGUCAUCCAGUGACGAAGUACCUCCCCGAGCUUGCCAGCAACUCAUCCAGCAGUCCAUUGAAGAAGAUUCGCUGGGAGGAAAUCACUGUUGGCGCGCUGGCAUCUCAUCAGGCUGGCUCUGGCGGUGGCGCAGAUUUCCUGCUCAAGUACGCCAACCCUGAAGACCCAGCUGAUUACAAAACCGAAGAUCUCUUCACCUUCUUCCGCGAUGAGAAAGCUCCCGUGAUUGCUCCAUGGCGGAAUGCUCUCUAUUCAGAUGGUGGCUAUACCAUCUUGGGACAAGUACUUGCGCGUCUUGCGGGAAAAAAGACCAUCGCAGAGGCCAUGCAAGAGAUCUUGUUUGAUCCCCUAGGCAUGGAUAGCACGUCAACAAAGGCACCGAAGGGCGCAGACCUCAACGUCGCCGAUCGCUCCACCAUUGACAAAAAGUCCGCAUGGGGCUUUGAUGCCCAGAUUGUAGCAUCGAGUGGCGGCGUUUACACCAACGCUGCCGACCUUCGCACCAUGGGCCUUGCUAUUCUAAACUCCGAGAUCCUCACUCAGGCUACAACAUCCGAAUGGAUGAAACCCCGCAGUGGAACAGGCAGCUUGGUUGAGCUUGUCGGCGCACCAUGGGAAAUCUCACGCCUGGAGAUCCCCGUAACCCCAGGCUCCAACCGCACCCGCAUCUCAGAUCUCUACACCAAAGCUGGCGGAAACGGCGACUACACUGCAAUCCUUGGACUGUCACCCGACCACGGCAUCGGCUUUUCCAUCUUGAUCGCCGGUUCCACAGCCACGCCAGCCCGUUGGCCACUACGCCGCAUCCUUGGCGAAACAUUCAUCCCUGCCGCAGAAAUCGCAGUGGCUGAGAAUGCCAAGCGCAACCUUGCCGGCACCUUUGUGGACAAGCGCACGCCGAACACGAACCUCACCUUGACUGUUGACAAAGGCCGUCCUGGUCUUGGCCUUAAAUCAGUGUGGGUCAACGGCACCAGCUACAGCGCCCCACACCAGCGGCUCUACCCAGCAGGUCUGAGCUCCAUUUCCACGUCUCUCUCUUCCUUGUAUAGGACGAAGGGUACUUUAAGCCUUGCACACCGCGCCGCAGCACCAGAGCCACCUAUGAAGCCCCGUGCUGCCGUUGAAGGUGGCCAGGGUGGUUUGUUCGAUAAUUCUUUCACCUGGAUGAACCUUGACUUUGCAGGUCCAUAUGAUGAGUUUAUCCUUGACUUGGUCGAUGGAAGACUCGUCAGCGUUCAGUUCCCGAUAACCGGAGCUGUCUUUAAACGGGUUCAUUAA